AUGAGUAUACGGACUAGUGACCAUGAACUCGACGACAUGGCAGGAGGCAAGUCGGCAGUGUCUCAUGCCGUGGAGGUAUCGCAAAAAGACUUUGACGACCGCGAUCAGUUGGCGAGACUGGGCAAAAAGUCCGUCCUGAGACGAAACUUUGGAUUCUUGUCCACCGUCGGAUUCAGCUGCGCCGUACUAAUCACUUGGGAAGGGACGUUGAUGAGCUUUGCGCCAGGUCUCCUCAACGGAGGGCCAGCAGGUCUCAUCUGGGGCUUUUUAAUCGUCUGGCUCUGCAACCUGAGCGUGUUUGCCACUCUAUCAGAAUUGCUCUCCAUGGCACCUACAUCCGGCGGCCAAUAUCACUGGGUGGCCAUGCUGGCGCCUCGAUGGUGUUCCAAGUUUCUCAGCUACAUCACUGGGUGGUUGACCAUUGGGGGCUGGCAAGGUGCUUGUGCUUCGGUGGGAUAUCUGACCGGCACCAUGAUACAGGGACUCGCUGUCUUCACGCACCCUGAUUACACGCCGAAGCCAUAUCAGGGAACCUUGAUGCUCUGGGUCGUUGUGUUUCUUGCCGUUUUGUGCAACACCGUUCUUAGUGCUCAUCUUCCGAAGUUGGAGGGUAUGCUGCUUGUUGUGCAUAUCUUGGGCUUCUUUGCCAUUAUUAUUCCGCUUUGCACAUUUGGUACUCAUGGCGAUGCGAAGGAAGUCUUCACGACGUUUCACAAUGGUGGUAAUUGGUCGACGCAAACGUUGUCAAGCUUUGUUGGUAUCGUUGGAUGCGUAUUUUCUUUUGCGGGCGUUGACUGCUCUUUUCAUAUGUGUGAAGAAGUCCGCAACCCUUCUCUUGUGGUUCCGCGAUCCAUCAUGAUUAGCAUCUUGAUCAACGGCUCUCUCGGUCUAGCCAUUAUCAUCGCAAUGGCCUUUUGCAACUCUGACAUUGAAGCUGCGUUGGCAUCGCCCACCGGAUAUCCAUUCAUGGAGAUCUUCUAUCAAGCUCUUGGCUCGCGACCGGGAAGCGCCGCCAUGGCAUCAAUCAUCAUUUUCAUGACUCUUGCUUCGGUGAUUGGAGUCAUCGCUACAACAUCGCGUAUGUUCUGGGCGUUUGCUCGAGACCGUGGCUUGCCUUUCUGGCGUACUCUGUCAAAGGUCAACUCUACCACCUGUGUCCCUGUCUGGGCUAUCGCCACGACCAGUACCAUAUCGUGCCUUCUGGGCCUCAUCAACAUUGGUUCCACAGUGGCUUACAACGCACUCGUCUCUCUAGCCAUUUCCUGCCUAUACUCGUCGUAUCUCAUCGCAGCAGCUCUGCUUCUAUACCGCCGCUGUACUCGAGGCUUCAGGAUGCCGGAUCCCUCUUCUCUCCCUGCAUUGGCUGAGACUGGCGGCACGGAGCUGGUCUGGGGCCCAUGGCAUCUUCCUGGCAUAGGCGGCAUCGUCAACAACGUCAUUACGUGUGUCUACCUAGUGAUUAUUUGGUUUUUUAGUUUCUGGCCACCUGCUUCUGCGGUCGCACCAUCGACUAUGAACUUUAGUGUUCUUAUGACGGGCUCUGUGCUUCUCUUUAGUAUCUUGUACUAUUUGGUUUGGGCGAAGAGGGAGUACAAGGGUCCGGUGAUGGAAACGUAG
Pochonia chlamydosporia 170 is the source of this 1617-nucleotide messenger RNA. RefSeq names its product GABA permease. The coding region runs from base 1 to 1617 and encodes 538 amino acids. Gene Ontology annotation, molecular function: transmembrane transporter activity. NCBI's taxonomy places the organism in Eukaryota, Fungi, Ascomycota, Sordariomycetes, Hypocreales, Clavicipitaceae. The record is from RefSeq and is a predicted model, not a curated record. Gene Ontology annotation, cellular component: membrane. Gene Ontology annotation, biological process: transmembrane transport. The transcript has 5 exons.